AUGCACUUCAACAUCCUUCUCACCUUGUCCACCCUGACAGCUCUGAGCAGCAAUGUCGCAGCCCAAUCCCCCCUCAGCGGCAUCAAUGGCCUCGGUGCACUUGGUGGACUAGGUGCAUCCAGCCAAACUCCAGGCCCAUCUAGUACGCCUAUCCCUACCUUUGUGACGAAGCCAGCCACCCCAAGCGCAUUCCCCUCUCGGACACCUAGAAGUCGCGCCUUCCAGAAAAGCCAUCUCAAUCACCUCAUUUAUCUAUCGUGCCCAGGUGGAAGGAACGACCCUGAGUCCUGA
This is a messenger RNA of Penicillium coprophilum, 291 nucleotides long. RefSeq lists its product as uncharacterized. The record is from RefSeq and is a predicted model, not a curated record. The coding region runs from base 1 to 291 and encodes 96 amino acids. NCBI's taxonomy places the organism in Eukaryota, Fungi, Ascomycota, Eurotiomycetes, Eurotiales, Aspergillaceae. The transcript has a single exon.